CCGGCUACCGCCUAUCGGCUGCGUGAUACGUCAUGUUUUUAUGUAGUGUAAAAGAUGGCGUCGACGGUGUGUGUUUCGAGGUGCCGACUCUUAUCAAAAUUAGAAAUAAAUCGUGGUUUGUGUUUAUCACCAAUAUUUAGGGAUUUGUUGUAUAAUAAAGAAUCGUGGUGUUGGAGAUGGCGGCCUACUCGACGCACUUUCUUUACAAGCGUUUGCGUUCAUGGAUCAAAGUCAUCACCCACAAAGAUUGAAGAAAAACUUGACGAGGUGUCGGUGACGUAUCGUCGUGGUCUGCCAGUCAUAACUGUGCCUCUGCCGUCGCGUCGUGAGAAAUGCCGCUUCACGUUGCGGCCCGUGUCACAAACUGUUGGAGAUUUAUUGGAACAGUUAAAGGCAGAAGAUCGCGGUGUCGAGCGCGCUGUAGCGAUAGCGGCUGACGAACGUGUGCGCAUCGCAUCAAGCGACACGGUGGAGGCUCUAUUGGAGAACGACUUCAGAAUAGUCAUCAAUGAUACCGAGUAUUAUGUCAAGAGUCCACCUCAGGAACGUCUUAGUGCUGAGGAAAUAACACGUUUAAGUGACGUCAGGAAUCUCGUGAACCAAUUAUACGAAGCACUCAACGUUCGUGAGCAUCAGAUUAAGAAAGAGAGAGAGUUGAGAGCGCAACUUGAGAAGCUCUCCACUGAACUGCAGCCGUUAGAAGAGAAACGGAUGUCCCUAGAAGUAGAGACGACACGAAAGACCUCCUUACUGACAUGGGUGGGCUUAGGUCUUAUGGGAGUCCAGUUUGGAGUCCUAGCCCGAUUGACCUGGUGGGAAUACUCCUGGGACAUCAUGGAACCUGUGACCUACUUCGUAACAUAUGGCACUGCAAUGGCUGCCUAUGCAUACUUCGUUCUAACUAAACAGGAAUAUGUCCUGCCAGAUGUAAAAGACAGACAGCACCUCAUUACUCUGCACAAGAAGGCGAAAAAGAUUGGUCUCGAUAUUAAUCAAUAUAAUCAUCUUAAGGAUGAGAUUGACAAACUCCAAAAGGACCUAGCCAAGCUCCGUGAUCCCUUAAACAUCCACUUACCAGCUGACUUAAAAACUGAGAGCGCCAGACGAUCGCCUCUCACGAAAAUCAAAGAUAUGAUAGAGGAGACAUCAAAGAAAAUCAAAAUGACGUAAUAAAAGCGCUCAACGCGUCCAGUGAUGCGUAUAGAUUAAGUGUUUGUUAUUCGAAUUGUUUACUGUGUCACCCGUACAAACGCUCCGAUGAGAAAAUUCCAUACAAAUCAAUGUUUAUAAUGUCCUUAAUGCUAAAGAUAAAAAAAUUAAAACAUGUGUUGUUAUAUAGUUAUCGUGAUAUCUUGAAAUUUUUUUUUUAAUUUUGAUGAUAAACACGUGAAGAAUAAUUUCUAAAAUCAUAUUAACACGUAAUUACAUUAAACUCUUACUGUCCAUUGCUAACAUGGCGUGUGACUGUAUACAUCAGUGACACAGUAUACAUUUCGACGGCAUUUUAGAUAAUUUUUGCUGUUGUUGAAAUAGUUUUCGAAAGAGGCUCGCCAUUAACAAUUUAGUUUACUAUAAACAGAGGCACGAAUGUAAAAAUGUAGCUGUCUCUUUCAUGUAUGUAUGGCACAGACAGAGAUAGCAACGUUUUGAAAGCUCCUAUUUUGGAAUCGUAAUAAUAAUUAUACUUUUAAUAUAAAAAUCUUGCCCACUGAACUGUCUUAAAAAAUUAAAUUGACGAAAUAAGUUUUCUAGUGAAAUUCUAACAAAUAUGUAAGUAAAGUAUGAUUAAUUUUAAAUUUGCACAAAAUAAGCAAAAUAUCAGUCUUACGCCCGUAUUCUAGAAAGCCAAUAUAACGAGACGAAAUAGUGGAUUCGAAAUAGAAUAUGAACCUUGGUUAUUGAAAUCUCAAUCAGGAUUUUUAUAUAUACUUAUGUAAUAUAUACGUAAUUACAUGAUGACAUCAUAAAUAUGCUACUGUGAAUUUUAGCUUUUGUUAUUUGACUCAAAAAAAAAUACAAAAUGGUUGUUACAAUUUACAGUAUAAUAAUAUUAAAAUAAAGCUUAAAACACAGCACACAUUCAUUAUAUAAUCGCUUAUACGCUGUACCUAUAAUAAUCUUGCACAAAAGUACCAUUAUAUUGUGGUCAAUUUAAUAAAUAAUUUAUAUAAUAUGUAGUUAAAAAAUUAUAUUUUAUUGUUAAUUAAAUUUGAUAUCUGCUCGGCGCCAUUUUGCUAACUCCCUGUGUCAAGUCGCAUUUCAAGUAAUACAAGUCACGUGAUCGUUGAAAAUUUAUCGAAAGAGGUUUUUCUAUACGACAGUCAAGUCAAGUCUUGACAUAUGUCAAGUAAGUGAAACAAGUCAUCUGCCAAUGUCAGCUGUCAAGUGUAGUAUCGUUUUGAGUUAGCGCAAUGCGCGCCACAGUACGUUGCGCCUGAGUUAAUAAAUAAAAUCGCUAUUUUACCCUUUAAGUAAACCGAGAUUUUUUAUUAACUUAUGUCACAGAAUAUUAUAUUUACAAAAACGUAUUAACUAGUAUUAAUAAGUGUGCUCAUAUUUUUUCUAUAUUUGUUUUAACAGAUCUGAUACUUUAAUCCGCGCCAAAAUUUAUUCACAUUUUUAUUAUUAUUAAUAUAAAUGUUAUUUUUUAAAUAAUUUAUUAGUUGAAGUAAAAAGCUCAGAAUAAGUUACUAUUUAUCAAUUAAGUUAUAAUCUAGUCUUAAAUAGAAGUCAUUCUUUGCCUAGAUUCUUGUAAUUUAUCUGUAAUAGAACAAUUUUGAUCUUAAUGACAUUUAUGAUUAUAUGUCCGUGGAAAUCAAGUGUACAUGUGUGUAUUAAUAUUAACUCAUACUUUAUUAGCGAAAACGAUUUUUUUCGAUGCUAUACGCAUCAAAAUUCAUUGACUGGACCUUGUCAACUGCAAUCCUAUCGAAGUUAAAUUGGAAGAAUCGAGGCCCUGAACAGAAAAACUCAAAUAUAAUAAACUUUUAAAUGGUCUGUUCCUAUAAUUACUUGCCCGUUUAUUAAUAAAAAAAAUCUUUCAAUCACUUGUUUAAAACAACACGUUAUAAAUCAUUUAUAUGUUGUUAAGUUUAUUUUAGAAUAAUUGUCAACACAACAUUUUAACAUAGACAACGUUUAAUAUGGUACUGUCAACUUUUCUGACUAGAUGGCGCGCGCUGUCAUUUCUCUAUGGAAUUUAUGUCAGAUGAGUGGCACCUGUCUAUCUUAAAAAGACAAAUUCGCACAAAUGUAUGGUGCGUAUGAUUAUUUAAAUUUUAUAUUGUGUUUGGGUAUCCUAUUGAAGAUUGUGUACUGAUUUUUGGUUUUAUUAAAGUUCUAUAA
This is a messenger RNA of Pieris brassicae (large cabbage white), 3345 nucleotides long. It is a transcript of the gene MCU, whose product is annotated as calcium uniporter protein, mitochondrial. The transcript has 8 exons. Gene Ontology annotation, biological process: mitochondrial calcium ion homeostasis; calcium import into the mitochondrion. Gene Ontology annotation, cellular component: uniplex complex; mitochondrial inner membrane. The record is from RefSeq and is a predicted model, not a curated record. Lineage: Eukaryota; Metazoa; Arthropoda; Insecta; Lepidoptera; Pieridae. Gene Ontology annotation, molecular function: uniporter activity; calcium channel activity. The coding region runs from base 55 to 1170 and encodes 371 amino acids.